Molecule: messenger RNA, 1017 nt
Organism: Anopheles coustani
Lineage: Eukaryota; Metazoa; Arthropoda; Insecta; Diptera; Culicidae
Gene: stops
Exons: 3
Coding region: 1-1017 (338 amino acids)
Biological process (GO): intracellular signal transduction
Source: RefSeq, a predicted model, not a curated record
AUGGAGUACGUGUUCGAUGUGUUCUUCGACGAGUGCUUCGAGAAUAUGGCGCGCAGUGGGCUGAUGUCGCGCUCAGGUAGACGUGACAUAAUAAGCCACCUGAACUCGGUUAUCUCCGGUUGCAUCCAAGGGCGCCAGACUGCGUCAACGCAGCUGGCCGUCGGGCUGGCGGUGACGUCCGCCAUCGACUAUCACAACCGGAUGAAGGGGGACAACUAUGAGGUUUGCCUGAUGGGCAAAUAUCACAACGUGCUGUACAUAGCACUCCGAGUUGCCUGGGACUGGGGGCUGGAGGAUUCGGAAGUUGUGUGCAAGCUGCUAGAGGAAAUUUUUCGAUGUGAGAAUACCUUCGAGCGUCUAUUCCUUGGAGCGCUCUUCGGCUGUAAUGCACCGCACUUCAUCGCAGGCUGGAAGAGUGACUUCAACGAUCAGGAUGAGAACCUCAGGGCGGUUGUGUUUUUUCUGCACCAUGCAGCAAAAGCACGUGCGACCUAUCCAACCUUCUCCUACCUCUACCAGCAUCUGCGUCCAACGAAGUUUAUUGAUGUGCCGAUUGAAUCCUGCGGAAAAGCCUCGCCGCUGCGCGUAGCCCUGCAAGCCUCGGCUCCGGACAUCGUGCUCAUCCUUCUGCGCCACGGAGCGAAUCCCUGCCCGGACGACGGUGGUGCGAGCCCGGUGCUGGCUGUGCUGGACAAGCUGGCCGAGAGCGAGAACGGUUGCUACCCGUACCAGUUGGUGUCCUGCCUGAAGCUGCUGCUGCGCACAUCCACCAUGAUCGAGCUACCCUACAAACCGCACCUGUUCGCUAUUCGGCGCGAGAUGUUCCACGGUAAAUACGGACGCCUGCUGGACGACGGUCUGCUUCCUAUCGAGCAGGUGUACGGCAUACCGGCGCUGCGUCAUCUCUGCCGUUGUGCGGUUCGCGAGGUGUUACGUGAAAACUUCGCGUUGCCCGGCAGCGUACUGAAACUGCCACUACCACGCAAAAUGCAGAAAUACAUAGAUUUGCUCGACUGA